Molecule: messenger RNA, 1602 nt
Organism: Rattus rattus (black rat)
Lineage: Eukaryota; Metazoa; Chordata; Mammalia; Rodentia; Muridae
Gene: Mturn
Product: maturin, neural progenitor differentiation regulator homolog
Exons: 3
Coding region: 73-468 (131 amino acids)
Biological process (GO): positive regulation of megakaryocyte differentiation; regulation of signaling
Cellular component (GO): cytoplasm
Source: RefSeq, a predicted model, not a curated record
GCGGAGGCGGAGCGGGCGGUGUAAACAGACCCGGGAGCCGGGAGCCCCGGAGGAGGCGCGGGCGGCGCCGCCAUGGACUUCCAGCAGCUGGCAGAUGUCGCGGAGAAGUGGUGUUCCAGCACGCCCUUUGAGCUCAUCGCCGCCGAGGAGUCGGAGCUCAGGAUGGACUUCUACGCCGACCCGGGCGUCUCCUUCUACGUGCUGUGUCCGGACAACGGCUGCGGCGACAGCUUUCACGUGUGGAGCGAGAGCGAGGACUGCCUGCCCUUCUUGCAGCUGGCGCAGGACUACAUCUCUUCCUGCGGCAAGAAAACGCUCCAGGAAGUCUUGGAAAAAGUCUUCAAGUCCUUCAGACCUUUGCUGGGGCUUCCAGACGCAGAUGACGACGCGUUUGAAGAGUACAGUGCAGAUGUGGAGGAGGAGGAGCCAGAGUCGGACCACCCCCAAAUGGGGGUCAGCCAGCAGUAAACGUCUAGGUCACCUUGCAGAAGGGGAGUAAGCCCUGUGCACCCCAUGGGGUCCUGUGCUCCUGGGGUAGCCCUUUUGCAUUAGCUCUUCAAGAACAGGACGUCUGGCUCCUGGCAUCCAAAUGAAAAUGAAAUACCUUUGAAAUGACCACACAAUAUCUGUGAUGAGAUUUGCUCAGAAGUGACCAGAAUUUCGGCCCCACUUUGGCGGGGGUCUCUAUGGAGAUGUCUUGGUAGCUUUUGAAGUUAGAGUCCAUGUUGUGGCUGCCUGUUCCCUCUUGAGUUUAUGUUAGAGGAUUAAUGUUUCCUAACUGGAAUGUAGAGAACUCUGAAUGUAUUAAGGAUGUGUUUUGAGUCCUCACAGGUGACCUUGCUGAGGAAAAGCAUGACGGAGGAGAAACGCAGCCUGAACGUUUUAUGUACCUUUUAAGUGUCCGUCAGUGAAAGGUUUUGCUUAAAAAGCAUGAGUUUUAAUAUCUAGUCAUGAUCUGCACACGUGCAAACGCAGAAGGUGAGAGCGGCUGAGGCUCCUUGGAGAGUUCACCAUGGUUGCAUAGGUUACCUGGGCAUGUAGCAGCCAGCCACUGGCCGGUGUAAAUGUUUCGUGGUUGUUUGAUCGUUUUUAAAACCUGCUGAUUCCAAAGCCACUUUUAAAUUCUUAUAGUGGAAAGUGUAGAUGGGGCAAAAGAUAUAAAUGACUGAUGUCUCUAAGCUAUUUAUAAACCUGCAUAUGAAACAUUUACCUUUUCUCUUUAUGAUGAGAUGGCAACUUAUUACAUCAUGGGAACAGCCAGGAUCUGAGCAAGUGCCCCUUAAGCUUUGAAGCCAUAGAUAACUCUAACAGGAAAAUAAACUAGGAUAAAAAUAUUAAUAUAAUGGAAUCCUUUGCUUUCCUAAUCUAUUAUUUUUUAGAGAAUGUCAAGAAAGGCUCCCAGUGAGUUAAUUUAUUUAAAAUUAUAAUUAAAUCCUCUAGGGAACCUACUUGCAGUGAAAUUUUAAAGGGGCAUGAAAGCAAGAAUCUUAAUUACGGGAAUGCUUGGUUAAAAGAGGAUGAUUUUAAUGAUGGGGACACAGAGACAACUCCCAGAAGUAACUGCUGUCAUUAUUUAGCCAAUAAAUACUUAGCAGGACAUUC